Molecule: messenger RNA, 1488 nt
Organism: Chanos chanos (milkfish)
Lineage: Eukaryota; Metazoa; Chordata; Actinopteri; Gonorynchiformes; Chanidae
Gene: rad52
Product: RAD52 homolog, DNA repair protein
Exons: 11
Coding region: 1-1374 (457 amino acids)
Biological process (GO): DNA recombinase assembly; double-strand break repair via homologous recombination; double-strand break repair via single-strand annealing
Cellular component (GO): nucleus
Source: RefSeq, a predicted model, not a curated record
AUGAGCGGCGACAACGGGAGACAAGAGGGUAACAUUAACCCUCGGUCAACCGCCAUGUGUUUCGGACAGUAUCAGUACACGGCAGAGGAGUACCAGGCUGUGCAAAAUGCAUUGCGAAAAAAACUCGGACCUGAAUAUAUCAGCACCAGGUUGGCAGGAGGAGGACAAAAGGUGUGCUACAUUGAAGGACAUCGGGUCAUCAGCUUGGCCAAUGAGAUGUUUGGUUACAAUGGUUGGUCUCACUCUGUCUCUCAACAAAAUGUUGACUUUGUGGACCUCAUCAAUGGGAAGUUUUAUGUUGGGGUUAGUGCAUUUGUGAAAGUUCAGCUUAAGGAUGGCACUUACCAUGAAGAUGUGGGCUACGGGGUUAGUGAAGGACUCAAGUCCAAAGCUCUGUCACUGGAGAAGGCCAGAAAAGAGGCAGUGACAGAUGGUCUGAAAAGAGCACUAAAGUGCUUUGGAAAUGCUCUUGGGAACUGCAUCCUUAACAAGGAAUACCUCAUAGCCAUAAAUAAAAUACCUAAGGAGCCUCAGCCACCUCUGAGCCUUGCUGAGACCAAGCGGUCGGACAGUGAGCCUGCUGUAGAGCAGGCCCGGUAUGACAGCAUGACCUGCUGGUACAAGACAAGCAUCGUUGGCUCAGCAGUGCGUCCAUCAGGGGACACAUCGGUAGAGGAUCUGAGAGGUCCAAUCCAGACCAAUGGGCAGGACCAUGGCGGUAGAUUUAGGAGAUCUGUUACAGACACAGCUUCAACACACACAGCACCUCCCUCAGCUCAGGAGAACAGUGAAAAUAGACCACACUACUCAUCCAGGUCUGUGGAUGUGGCCGACCAGUCGACCUCUGACACUCUGCUGGACUCUAAGCAGCAGAGGAAGCUGAGGCAGCAGCAGCUUCAGCAGAAGUUUCUUCAGGAGAUGGAAGCCAAGAGAAUUCAGCAGGCUCUGCCACAGAUGAAGACUGAACCUACAAUGCCUGCCACAGAAAAUGAACCUUGUAUUAGGCAAGCCCAGGCUUUGGGCCCCAUUAAUCACAGCACACCCAAUGGGCAGCAGAGCAUAACCAAAGGAGAAGAUUACCUGGUUGAUGAAGCUGAGCUGUGGGACUUUACUAUGGACAGCAUUGACAUGCUGGACGUUCCAGCCAAGGAGCUCAAACCUGGACAGCCCGAUACGCCUGGCCGAAAACACACGAUGAUGACCCGUAGUCGAACUCCCCAGAGGCCCCCCCUUCACCCUCAGGAACCAGUAAACCCUCAGAGCAGAGGACUCCAAGCACACACAUACAGACCUCCUCACCGACACCUGGGAACAGAACAUGGCAGCCCAAACAGACAAGGUCAACACAUGAAGAAACGGAAACUGGACUCCUAGUAUCAGGCACUGAUUCAGUGCUGUUUUGUUUCCAUGUCAUUCACUUUAAUGCUGAUCAUUUACAGCUUUUAUUUUAGUGUUACAUGAAAUUUAAAAUUACAGCAUUGUGGCUGA